AGCCGCGCGGCGCGGCGAACGCUUUUUCAGUCGCCUCGGCUCUGGCUGCGCAGGCGGCCGCCAGCGGCGAACGUCGCACCUCGAGCCGACCCGUCGCCAUCCUGGCCACCGUUCAACAGACCCCAGCCCGGCCCUGCUCCACCCUGCCCGUCGCCGCUCCGCCGCUGCUGGUCUGCGAGUCACCCGUCGCCUCGCUGCCGGCGCCGCUGCUGCCGCCCGAGCUGACUCUGGCCGUGAGGGCCGAACCGGCCGCCAUGUCCACGCCGGGCACCCUACGGCGGCCGCUGCCGCUGCAGCACCUGGCCGGCGGCGUGGCCGGCGGCGUCACCUCCACGUUGCUGCUGCACCCGCUCGAUCUCAUCAAGAUCCGCUUCGCCGUGGACGGCGGCGCCAUGCGCGCGCGCCCCCAGUACACGAGCGUGGCGAGCGCGCUCACCACGAUCGUCGGCUCGGAAGGCGUGCGCGGCCUCUACCGCGGCGUCACGCCCAACCUGUGCGGCGCCGGCGCCUCCUGGGGCCUCUACUUCAUGUUCUACAGCUCGCUCAAGUCGUGGAUGCAGUCGGGCGACCCGUCACGAGACCUGGGCGCCGCCCGUCACAUGCUCGUGGCCUCCGAGGCGGGCGUCCUGACGCUGGCGCUGACCAAUCCCAUCAGCGUGGUGCGCACUCGGCUCUGCCUCCAGACGACGCUGGACGCCACGUUGCCGGAGAGCAAGCGCUACUCGGGCAUGCUGGACGCGCUGCGCAAGACGUACCGUCAGGAGGGUACGCGCGGUCUCUACCGGGGCUUCGUGCCGGGCAUCUGGGGCGUGUCACACGGCGCGCUCCAGUUCAUGGCGUACGAAGAGCUCAAGAGCCUGUACAACCGGCGCCGUGGCCGACCGGUGCAGCAUCGGCUCUCAACGCUCGAGUACCUGCAGUUCGCCGCGCUCUCCAAGCUGUUUGCCGCCUGCAUCACGUACCCGUACCAGGUGGUGCGGGCGCGGCUACAGGAUCACCGGGCCAGCUACUCGGGCUCGGCGGACGUGAUCCGGCGCAUCCUGAGCCACGAGGGCCCGCGCGGUCUCUACCGCGGCCUGGCGCCCUAUCUGCUGCACGUCACGCCCAACGUCUGCUGCGUGUUCAUGGUGUACGAGCUUGUGACGGGCGGCGGCGGCGGCGGCCGGUGACGGUGCCGCGACGCCGCCCGUCACGCCGGCCGGUCACGACCGGCUUCGGCGGGAGGUGACCUCGCGUCCAGCAGGGGCGCCCGUCGCGGCAUAGGUCCGCGUUAUGUGGGCAUUUGACUUGUUCUCUGUGCAAUCGGCGGCAUCAAAUGGGCCAUUUGACGCACUGCGUUUCGUAUCAUCGGCGGGAGCGAGUAGCCAUCAUUUGUCACAUUCCGUGAUCACGUUCACUACGCAUUAGUCUAAGUCAAGUCAAGCACAGGGCGUGCUUAAAUAUGUAUGUGGUGUGUACGCCCAUCUUGUUACUCGCGUGUGACGGCAAGAUGCCAGGAGCUGCGACGACGAAACGUGUGCGUGUGGUUUUACACACGUUUUGAUUGCACUGCCAAUGUUAAACCAAGUGAACGUGAUAUGUCUUAUCUUUAUUGUGCAACAACGUGAGAAUUCUUCCUCAUUUUGAGUCACCGAAGCCGGAGGUUCCCUAAGAACGCACGGACGAUUGUGCUACUCGAGAAAUCGAUGGUUAUCUCAGGCAAACGCAUCAUGUGCGUUGCGCAGCGAAUGAAAAUACAGCAAACUGGAGGUAUUACGCACUAAAGGUUUGAACGGCGACAGCUAUUUGCUAUGAAAUCAUAGUCCACGUGAUAAAUUUCACGCCACAGAGACCCAAAAACAAUGCAGAAAACGAACUGUUACAAUGAACUUAUCGAAAGACAUCAGCGAAACUGCAGAGCUGGAACAUCUACCACUGUGGUCAACACAUUCCAACAUGGCGAUACGCAAUAUUCAAUACGAUCCUGACCAUCAGCCACGAUAGGUGGCACAUCUGCACCAUGACGGCAUCAACAGUCUCCGUUACGACCAGAGGAGUCCGCUACAUUACGGGCUGAGUAGCCAUGUUUACGGAAGCAGACGAGAUCAGAGCGUCCCCCUGUGCCCCUGCAGCGCAGGUUUCUCUUUUGUAACCUGGUCGCAUGACACUCCCUCCAUACCGGCCACCAUUACGCUACGCGGCUUUGUCCUCUUCA
Molecule: messenger RNA, 2194 nt
Organism: Pollicipes pollicipes
Lineage: Eukaryota; Metazoa; Arthropoda; Thecostraca; Pollicipedomorpha; Pollicipedidae
Product: mitochondrial folate transporter/carrier
Exons: 4
Coding region: 255-1169 (304 amino acids)
Biological process (GO): nucleotide transport; transmembrane transport
Source: RefSeq, a predicted model, not a curated record